AUGCUCGUCACCACUCUCUUUACUGUCGCUCUCGCAGCCACCUCAACACUCGCCCUUCCUCGUGGCAUUCGAGUCCCUCGGGGCCAAGAUAGCUGUCAGACCACCAUAGGCACCAACGCCUUCGGGACCCUCGGCCCCUUCACAAUCGCCGCGAUCAACCAGACGGACGACGUCGCAACGAGCACCGGUGUACCCCUUCACCUGAGUCCAUCCGUGUCCAGUGCAGGGAACGAUUCGCGCUCGCUCGCGACGGAUGAAACAUACCCUAGGGUCGAGUUCCCCGAAUUCCGGCUAGUGAAUGGUGGGAUCGUUGCCGCACAAAACGCCUCUACGGGCCUCGGUGCUGCGGCGACCGACGUCGGCGCAGGCGAUGCUUUGAGCUUCGAGGUCUCGCGUGAUCCGCUUCCCCCCGCAUCCGUCUUCUGUGCUGUGGUCGGUACCUCCCCGGCGGGAGGGAACCCCAAGUACCCACUGCUCGCGCUGCACGGCGACACGCAUCGUUUCGCGCUCUGCAAGGGACACAGCAGGGAGAACAACAUCCCGUUCGACGUCAUCGUCUACCAGCCCAGUGCGAACCGAUCGGACGAGUACGCUUACGAGAGCUGCUAUCCUGUGUUCGUGCAGCUGGUGCCGACCGAGCCGUAUUGA
Messenger RNA from Trametes versicolor FP-101664 SS1, 648 nucleotides. RefSeq lists its product as uncharacterized. The transcript is spliced from 3 exons. The record is from RefSeq and is a predicted model, not a curated record. Bases 1 to 648 code for a protein of 215 amino acids. NCBI's taxonomy places the organism in Eukaryota, Fungi, Basidiomycota, Agaricomycetes, Polyporales, Polyporaceae.